Molecule: messenger RNA, 2726 nt
Organism: Portunus trituberculatus (swimming crab)
Lineage: Eukaryota; Metazoa; Arthropoda; Malacostraca; Decapoda; Portunidae
Gene: dally
Product: glypican-5-like
Exons: 9
Coding region: 364-2157 (597 amino acids)
Biological process (GO): positive regulation of canonical Wnt signaling pathway; regulation of protein localization to membrane; cell migration
Cellular component (GO): extracellular region; plasma membrane; cell surface
Source: RefSeq, a predicted model, not a curated record
UCAGGGUUUCAGUGCGUGAGUGGCGGUGAGACGGGAAGGGUGUAGCUCUAGUCACCUCUGCCCCGUGCUGAGUGAGGCUGUCUGCUGGCACGGAUAAACCACACUACCUAACAUCUUUUACCAAGCCACAGACACGCUCCGCUAAUGAACCAAGCGCCAAAGUACGUGUAAACUUGUCCCUCCACCACACCGCCUAGAAAAUAUACACUCAGUAAGGUGUAUUGGAGUGUACACGUGUAAUUAUACCCACGCCAAGAAGUGGAAGCAGUAUACCUCCACUUUAGCAUUAGUUAGUGGUGGAAAUAGCAGUGGUGGAGGUGGUGGAGGCGUGACAGGUGGAAAGUGGUGGAGGAUACUUGGAUAAUGUGGUACAGGUGUGUGGCUGUGGUGGUGGUGGCGGCGGUGGUGUGGUGUGGAGGUGUGGUGGGUGCGGAGGGAGUGGUGGAGAAUGAUCCUAUAGGCUGCGGUCCUGCGGUGGAGUUACUGGUGGAGAAGAGAGUGGUGGGGGAGAGUCACCUGUCAAGACUACCCGGUGGAGAUGGCGGCAAUAGCACAGGGUCUGAGGUGUGUGGGGGCGGCGCCUGCUGCGUGCCUGAGGUAACGAAUGCCCUGCUGGCGGCGGGCAAGCGCUCCCUAAGAAAGGUGGUGAGCUCCACGGCCGACAAACUGCUGAAGGAACUCACGACACAGCGGCACCGUUUCAGCAGCGCGGUGGAGGAAGCCCUGACCGGCAGUGAAAAUCGCACAGAGAAGGUGCUGAAGACUAGGUAUCCAAGAGUGGCGGAGGAGGCGCGGCCUCUGCUGCAGCAACUAUACGCGGGCCUGAGGGCGGGGCUGACGGAGACGGAUGAACGGGUAGUGAAGCAGAGCCUCGCGACUUUCUGGGAUGACCUGUUCCCCCCCGUGUACCACAGCGUGCUGCACUCCCUUCCGCUGCCCUUCACCGAGCGGUACAGCCAGUGCCUGAAGGAGGCGCGCCGCGUGGUGAGGCCUUGGGGCCCCAUCCCCACCCUCGUGGGCGAGCCGCUGUUGCGUGGCAUAAACUCAGCCAGGCUGCUGCUGCACGCCCUGGACACUGGCGCCCAUGUGCUGCUCUCAGCCCGCAAUCUGUCCGUGAGCCCUGAGUGCAGCGAGGCGGUGGCACGCAUGGAGCUGUGCGGCGCAUGUCACGGGGCAGUGGUGCCGCCCUGCUCCGGCAUGUGUCUCAACGUGGCGCGGGGCUGCCUCGCGGCGCUGGCUGAGGUGCAAGACGGGUGGCAGGACCUGAGCGGCAGCGUGAUGCGCGUGAAGGAGUCUUUGCACGUGGUGCGGAUCGCCCACCUGCUGCACCAGCUGCCUGACAAGGUGUCCGAGGCCAUCAUGCUGGCCAUGGAGCACGGGCCGCGUCUGCUGAAGAAGGUGCGAAAGAACUGCAGCAGCCCAAUGUACGUGGAACAAGAAGGAGAGGAACAAACGCAACACGCGGCUCUUCCUGCAGAGGCGGACGCUGAGAGACAGGAGCAGGAAGAAAACUUGACUGAGGAGCUGGAGCGGGAAGAACGUGCCAGCAGACGCAUACUGGAGAGCGUGACGGGGGCUGCAGGUGCGGUGGAUGCAGCACGGUUCUGGUGGACGACGCUGCCAGAGACCCACUGUAAAAACUUGCACGCCCACGACAAGAACUGCUGGAAUGGUGUGCGCGUGGCUCAGUACACCAAGACCGCUGCAGGUGUUGGAAUCCACGCCCAAAAGUACAACCCAGAGGUCCGACUUGAAAAGCCCGACACCUCUGUUUACUCUCUCAUCGAGGAGCUAAGGGCCGUCCGUAGGCUGGUGGUGACAUCACUCACGUGGCUGCUCAAGUCAGACUCCCGCCGCAGCCACUACAAUCAGAUGGACGGCUCGGGGUCAGGCGUGGACAUACCUGGGAUGGAGAUGUCAGCUGAGUCCCACAACAGAGGUGGCAGUCCCAGUUAUGAUGAUGAGUACGAGUAUUAUCAGAGUUACUACGAUGAAGGUUCCUCAGGCUACGGGUCAGGAGACCAGAUCCACGAGUCACCUGUGUCUGAAGGAGUUCCUGUCCCAGCCCAUGAGACGACUGCCUCUUCAGGACAGCUAAGAGCCAGCUUACUGAUGGUUAUGCUGAUGGCUGUAGUCGGCGCUGCUCUCCAACGCUAGAGCUGAUCCACCAUCCUCCCAUACCCACAUCUCCCUACCCAGCAGAAGCAGUGCACACCUCUCUCUCUCUCUCUCUCUCUCUCUCUCUCUCUCUCUCUCUCUCUCACACACACACACACACACACACACACACACACACACACACACACACACACACACACACACACACACACACACACACACACACACACACACACACUCUAACAACUCCUUGCUAUUUAAUGUUAUCCCUUUUUAUACAAUUUACAUGAGUUUCCCCAUAGUAUAUGACCAAGGAACACCCCCUCCUGGAACAUUCCAAUUCUUAUCACCACUUAGAAAAUACGUUCCCGGUGGACGUCUCUCUUUGGUCGCAGUUUAAGAAAGUUUAACGAUAAAAUGAAAAAAAAUAUGUGUAUAUAAAUGUAGACCCUAGAUGCAUCGUACCAAAUGACAGCACACACAGUCAUUUAUGGUACACUUAGACACACACACACACACACACACACACACACACACACACACACACACACACAUACACACACACACACACACACACACACUUCACAGCUCAGCACACCCACCCAGCA